Molecule: messenger RNA, 786 nt
Organism: Penicillium odoratum
Lineage: Eukaryota; Fungi; Ascomycota; Eurotiomycetes; Eurotiales; Aspergillaceae
Product: F-box protein
Exons: 3
Coding region: 1-786 (261 amino acids)
Molecular function (GO): protein binding
Source: RefSeq, a predicted model, not a curated record
AUGGAUGAUCUCCCACCUGAGAUCACCCGAUUGAUCCUUGAAAGCUUCUCAAUGAAGCACCUCCUGGUCAUCACUUCCGUCUCCCGAAGAUUCCAGGCAAUUGCCAUGGCCAUACUCGUGUGUCGCUUGCGCCGCUUUCUCCAGCGCGAAUACGAUAGUGUUUUCUUACGUGUCGGCUGGUAUACACCAAUGAAAGAAAGAAAGUUGGUCGUUACGUGGGCACAUCAAGGGACAGUGGCUCUCGGGAAUGAGAAGGAUCUACACAAACCAAUACCAUAUACCAAGGAAUCAGUACUCCACAAGGCGUCCGAACUGGCCCAGGUAGAUACCUGGUACUCAAUCUUCCAGCCAGUCGGUCCUCUGAGAGAUCCGUGGUCUCGACCAUUUGCAAGAUGCUGGUAUGAGGGGGAUGAAGAAGAUUGCUAUCAGACUCAUGUCAAUGGGUACUCUGAAGAUGAUGGCGAUUUAGGAGAAGAAGUCACAUUGGAAAGUUAUGAGGACUUUGUUCAGUUCCGACUUAGGCUGCACCUAGCCGGGCAGAGUGGAUUAUCAAAGCCCUUCAAGAUUGAGAACAGGAUAGUCCGGAUUUAUAAGGAUCAACUCAGCCAGUGGAGCAAAGAGCGCAGGGAGUAUGUCCCUGAGCUGGUCUGGCUUGACAAUAAGAAGACAAUUGGUCUUCAAAUGACAGUGACACGAAAACAGGGGCAGCACUUAUAUGAGGAGUGCACCGGAUCAGCUACCUAUUAUGUGAGCCCGUCGGAGAUUCAAGAACCUUUUGAUGAAUGA